This is a messenger RNA of Doryrhamphus excisus (bluestripe pipefish), 2329 nucleotides long. RefSeq names its product APEX nuclease (apurinic/apyrimidinic endonuclease) 2 (gene apex2). The record is from RefSeq and is a predicted model, not a curated record. Gene Ontology annotation, biological process: base-excision repair. Gene Ontology annotation, cellular component: nucleus. Lineage: Eukaryota; Metazoa; Chordata; Actinopteri; Syngnathiformes; Syngnathidae. Gene Ontology annotation, molecular function: DNA-(apurinic or apyrimidinic site) endonuclease activity; phosphoric diester hydrolase activity; zinc ion binding.
UCCGGCGUACUUCCGGGUGUGCACAAGGUUUUGCGAUCCUGACAGUGUGCAGAUUUCUACAUUUAUACACAAUGAAGAUUGCCACCUGGAAUAUAAAUGGAAUACGAACAUUCAGAUGCGCAAUUAAAAAGACACUCGAUGCACUGGAUGCGGAUAUUAUAUGUGUCCAGGAGACCAAAGUGACAAGAGACCUGCUGGAUGAAAGAACCGCCAUCGUAGAUGGUUACAACUCCUAUUUCAGUUUCAGUCGAGGACGCAGCGGCUACUCAGGGGUUGCUACUUACUGUAAAGAGAGUGCUACACCGUUUGCUGCUGAGGAGGGCCUCACCGGUUUACUGACCAAUCAUGAGGGGGCCAUUGGUUGCUACGGUGACCACUCUGAGUUUACUGAUGAGGAGCUGCAGCUUUUAGACAAGGAAGGACGAGCUGUCAUCACACAACACAGAGUCCAGUGUUCGGACAAAACACAGUCGAGCACGGUUACGGUUAUAAAUGUUUACUGUCCCCGUGCUGACCCCGAGAAGCCAGAGAGAAAACAGUUCAAACUGCAGUUCUACAAGCUGCUGCAGAGACGAGCUGAGGCUAUACUGAAAAAGGGGAGCCAUGUCAUUGUUUUGGGGGAUGUAAAUACGUCUCAUCGCCCAAUUGACCACUGUGACCCCAGUGAAAUUGAUGACUUUGAGGACAACCCCGGUAGGAAAUGGCUUAACGGCUUCUUAAGGGAUGAAAAAGCGUCUGAAUCAACAACAGAUGUCCUCCGUGGCGGACAGUUUGUUGACACCUUUCGCUAUUUCCAUCCAACUCGCACCGGGGCCUUCACGUGCUGGUCCACUCUCACGGGGGCCCGCCAGACCAACUACGGAACACGCAUUGACUACAUCUUCGCAGAUUAUCAGCUCGCACGGGAGCAGUUUGCAGAAGCCGACAUCAUGCCGGAGGUGGAGGGCUCGGACCAUUGUCCCGUAUGGGGGGCACUCAGGUGCUCUGUGCUGCCCAGCUCCAGGCCUCCACCUCUUUCUACCUGCUAUCUGCCGGAGUUUGCAGGCAAGCAGCAGAAACUGUCACGCUUUUUUGUUAAAGUGGACCAAAAGUCAAGGGAUGCUUUACCCGGAUCUCAAGAAGAAGCGGAAAGGAGGGAGAACAUAAAUACACCCGCAGCAGGGAAUGGCUCUGGUACCAAACGAACCAUGAGCACUGAAUCUGGUGUGCCGAAAACCAAAAAGGCCAAAACAGUUAAGGCUUCCUUAAAGCCGCAGGGAAAUCUUCUUGCCUUUUUUAAACCCAAAAAUGAACUUAGCUCCCCCAAAGAUUCCGUCAACGCACCACCAAUUAAGGAUGGCCUAUUCAAACCUGACCGCCCUGAGCUGGUGCGUGAUGUUUUACCACAGGUCGACAACACGCCAGACAACAUCGCCACGCCAGACAAACAGGAGAGGACACAAACUGAAGUCUUUCGCACACAAACAUCAAACCCACGUGGCAGCGAAGGAGCUUCGUUACUGUUUUGGAAGUCUGUCCUUCACGGGCCGCCCCCGCCACCCGCUUGCAAGGUUCAUGGCGAACCCUGUGUGUUGCGUACUGUUAAGAAGGAGGGGCCCAACAUGGGCCGACAGUUCUUUGUGUGCUCCCGUCCUCAGGGGCACGCCGCCAACCCAGACGCUCGGUGUAAUUUCUUUGUGUGGGUUGACAGGGGGAAAUAACAAAGGACUCAAUUUUUCUGUUGUUUCAGCUGUUUCUUUUUUUUUUGUCAGAAUAAAAUAGUUUUAUUCUACUUUAGGUCUCUUUUGCAAAAGUAGUUUAGUACCAAAGGUCGAUACCAUAGAUGUAGUUGUAUAUUUUUAUAAACCCCAAGAGGCUAAAGGAGGUGCUAAUGUGGCAGAAGUGCAUCCAUUUUGUAUUUGGAUGCUGGAGCCUAUCCCAACCUAAGCAGUUUGGACCACGAAAAAAAUUACACACCUCCAACUCCUCAUUAAUGGAUUAAGCUUGAGAGCAAUUUUAAUGCCAUUAAAAUAGCCACUCGGUGGCAGAAGUGCAUCCAUCCAUUUUCUAUUUGGAUGCUGGAGCCUAUCCCAACCUAAGCAGUUUGUACCACAAAAAAAAAAAUACACAUUGUAGGGAAAUUUUAGUGAUUAUGAUUUUUUUUAUUUCUGUGUUUAUUAUGAUGCGUGUUGUUGACCUCUUGGCCAGGUCACUCCUGGUAUCUGGUUAAAUAAAAGAAAUAAAAAUCUUAAUCUUAAAUGGACGGAUUUGUGGGGUUGUUUUGUCAUUCAUCCACAAGCAUCUCCUCAUGUUGCAGCAUGAUAAUGCACAGCACCGUUUUGCAAGAAGC